CGCUACAAUCGCAAAGAUAAAUCAGUCAGCAACUGACUACACCAUCAAACUGAUUCCAUCAGCGAAAAACUCAUUUAGCAAAACUAAGUUCGCGUUUAGUUGCGCGAAUUGCCAGCAGACCGAGUCGAGACCAUUCGAGUAUACCACAAAUAAGGAUAAUAAAGUGUCAAAAUGUUCGCGAGACCAUUGCAAUGUGCCGCCACAAAACCAAACCAGCAGUCAACGACGACGGCGCCACCGAAUGCUCCCCACCAGUAUACGAUCUCCGAUUAUGGCUAUGGCAAGGAUAGUGUCAAAGUCUUGCAUGUUAAGAGGAAUGGGCCAGUGCACUCGAUAAAAGAGUUCGAAGUGGGCACACACUUGAAGUUAUACAGCCAAAAGGAUUACUAUCAAGGUGAUAACUCCGAUAUAGUUGCCACCGAUUCGCAAAAGAACACCGUCUACCUGCUGGCGAAAAAGCACGGCAUUGAUAAUCCCGAGAAGUUUGCACUAAUUCUUGCCAAUCACUUCCUCACCAAGUACGCGCAUAUCGCCGAGGCGCAUAUCCAUGUCGAGGAAUAUCCAUGGGAACGUAUUGCACAGGAGGAUAGCGGCAUUUGUGAUAACAAUUACACAUCGAUAAAUAAUCGUCAACGUCACAAUCACGCCUUCAUAUUUACACCGAUAGCGCAACGUUAUUGUGAUGUGGUGCUGAGGCGCGCUGAUCCAAAACAAACUAUCAUUAGCGGCAUUAAGGGUCUGCGCGUGCUCAAAACUACGCAAUCCUCUUUUGUGAACUUCGUCAACGAUGAAUUUCGUUCAUUACCCGAUCAAUAUGAUCGUCUCUUUAGCACCAUUGUCGAUUGUUGUUGGGAAUAUUCAAAUAUUGAUGAUGUGAAAUUCUGUCAAACUUGGAAUAAAGUGAAAAAUAUUAUAAUUCAAAAUUUUGCUGGUGAUCCCAAUGUGGGCGUGUCUUCGGUAUCGGUACAGAAUACACUCUACCUCACCCAGAAGGAGGUACUCGAUGUUAUACCACAAGUUUCGGUCAUUUCGAUGACUUUGCCCAACAAACAUUACUUCAAUUUCGAUACGAAGCCAUUCCAGAGUGUUGCACCCGGUGAAAAUAAUGAAGUUUUCAUACCAACCGAUAAACCACACGGCACCAUCUAUGCACAAUUGGCAAGGAAGGAUCUGAAGUGUCAUUUAUGAAAGUAACAGGCGAUUUAAAAUGUUAUAACCAGUAGUUAUGUAGUUGUUUUGUAGUUUAUUAUUAUCAAAUUGUUUCUUUUAUUCAAUAAAAUUACAAAAAAAAAAUGAA
Ceratitis capitata (Mediterranean fruit fly) is the source of this 1297-nucleotide messenger RNA. It is a transcript of the gene Uro, whose product is annotated as uricase. Gene Ontology annotation, cellular component: peroxisome. Gene Ontology annotation, biological process: purine nucleobase catabolic process; urate catabolic process. The transcript is spliced from 3 exons. The record is from RefSeq and is a predicted model, not a curated record. Lineage: Eukaryota; Metazoa; Arthropoda; Insecta; Diptera; Tephritidae. Gene Ontology annotation, molecular function: urate oxidase activity. The coding region runs from base 172 to 1188 and encodes 338 amino acids.